AUGUGCCUACAACCGAUUCGCGGAAAUGACUCGGACUGUCAGAUAGAUAGCGAAACCACUACCGGAAAAAGGUGGAGUUUAGAGCUGCCUGAAUUCUUCAGAGAGAACUUUCUGGAGGGAGAUCAGCGCUGGGUGACCACUGCAGGAAGUGCACUACAUCUUUUACAGUCUGUCUAUGGUUCUUUCUCCAAAGUGUAUGGGAUCGGUAGAUGUGCCAAGAUGGUGUAUGAAUCCUGGAGGGAGCUCAUGGAGGAGGGGGAACAGAGAACAAGACAACCUGAAUUUGCAAAAGUAUUUCUUAUUGACAGAGAUGUGGACUUUGUUACUCCACUCUGCUCUCAAGUUGUUUAUGAGGGAUUGGUAGAUGAUAUUUUCAGAAUAAAAUGUGGCAGUGUGGAGUUUGGACCUGAUGUCACUUCCACUGACAAGAGCAUCAAAGUGAUGCUUAACUCUCAAGAUAAAGUGUUCGAUGAAAUAAGGAACGAGCAUUUCUCCAAUGUGUUUGGCUUUUUAAGUCAGAAGGCCAAAAAUCUUCAAACAGCAUAUGAUAAACGGCGUGGGAUGGACAUCCAAGACAAACAUUUUCUCAGAAUCGAUAUUGGUGCAAGUGAAUCUAUGAUGAAGAAGAAAGCCAAGCAAGAUUUCCAGGAAUUGUUGAAGACUGAACAUUCAUUACUUGAAGGCUUUGAGAUCCGUGAAUGUAUCACCUACAUUGAAGAACAUAUCAACAGACAGGUGUCAAUGAUUGACAGUCUUAGACUCCUUUGCCUGUUGUCCAUCACAGAAAAUGGUCUUUUGUCCAAAGACUAUAAAUCUCUUAAAGCUCAGUACCUUCAGAGUUAUGGUAUAGAGCACCUGCUGACGUUUGCAAACCUGAGGCAGCUGGGUUUGCUGGAAGAACAGCAAGCUGGAGAAACACUGACAGUCAUGGAGAGUAAAGUGGGGAAACUUGUCACUGACAAGACUGUAGGGAAACUGACGGAUGCCUUUUCCUCAUUGGCUAAGAAGAGCAAUUUUCGAGCUCUGAGUAAAAGACUAGCUCUGGUACCAAAGUCUGGUGAGGAAUAUGAUCUUCGCGUUCCGCGAGACAUGGCGUAUGUUUUCAGUGGUGCUUAUAUUCCUCUGAGCUGCAAACUGAUCGAACAGGUGAUGGAGAGAGAUGGUUGGACAGGUCUGGAGGAGGUUGCACGCAUGCUGAAUAGACAGGAAUUUGCUGUAACAGGCGGCUGUAGUAGUUCAGAAGCCAGGAACAAAACUGAUGCUCAAAGGAUUGUUCUAGUGAUGUUUCUUGGUGGCUGCACCUACUCUGAGAUCUCUGCACUCCGGUUCCUUGGCAAGGAAAGGGGUUGCAGAUUCAUAGUGGUCACUACAGCCAUCACAAACAGUGCACGGCUUCUGGAAGCAUUACUGGAUAACAGUGCUUGAGUCUGAGAAAACAUUCCACAAGAGGACACUUUAUGAUCAUUUCCAGGAGAGGGCAAAAUGGACAGAAUAUGCCCUAAUCAUCCCGGACAUCUAUUUCAUCCCAAAACAAAUGCACUAUUAGAGGGAAUGACAAAAAGAUGUGAUUAUUCUUAAAGGGAUAGUUUACCCAAAAAGGAAAAUUCUGCCAUUUUUUA
Messenger RNA from Sinocyclocheilus grahami, 1619 nucleotides. Its product is annotated as vacuolar protein sorting-associated protein 33B-like. The record is from RefSeq and is a predicted model, not a curated record. The coding region runs from base 1 to 1425 and encodes 474 amino acids. Gene Ontology annotation, biological process: vesicle-mediated transport. The transcript is spliced from 19 exons. Lineage: Eukaryota; Metazoa; Chordata; Actinopteri; Cypriniformes; Cyprinidae.